UUUAAACUAAAAUGUUCAUAGACAAAUACAGAAUAGUGCAUUCCAGACAUAUACAUGGUAGUUAUAUUAAUGGUGCUUCGUUUACGCUGAAACACGAGCCAAAAUGUAUCGCCUAAGUUUAUUGCUUGUAGGCGCAUGCGCCCUAGCGGCUGCAUCUCGCAUCAACAAUAUGGGCAAGCCUACCUAUCCCCUAGAAGAAGCUGAAAUGCAUUUUGAAGCAUUCAUUGAGAACUUCAACCGAAGCUAUUCAUCAGAAGCUGAGAAGAAAUCAAGGUUCGAAAUAUUCAAGAAAAACUUAGAAGACAUUAAUCGCAAAAAUAUGAAUCCCGAGGAAAAUGCCGUAUUUGAUAUCACAAUGUUCGCUGACCUGUCGGUACAAGAGUUCAUACAACAGUACACUGGACUUGGCACCUCGCUGCACGUGCCUGGUCACAGAGUAAACGUGUCAGGACCUGUAACAAAAGAUCCGCCUGAAAAUUUUGAUUGGAGAGAUCACAAUGCAGUUACACCGGUUAAAAAUCAAGAAAACUGUGUAGCUUCUUGGGCUUUUAGUGUUACAGGAACGAUAGAGGGUGCGUACGCCAGGAAACAUUCAUCGUUGAUUGCAGUAUCUGCACAACAACUGGUUGACUGUGAUUACGGCAAUGAUGGAUGCCGCGGAGGCUACACGACUGAUGCAUUACAUUACUUACAAAAUGCUGGUGGAAUUGAAAGCGAAGAGUCUUAUCCCUACAUAGCAGAUGAGGAAUCGUGCAAGUUUGAUCCUAAAAAAAUAGCAGUUAAAAUCACUGGCCAGAAAAAAUAUGAUUUAUUUAGCUUAAUGGAUGAAGAAGAUUUGCGCCAGAUCUUGAUUUCUGACGGACCAAUGUCUAUAGUUGUAGAUGGCUCCUCUAUGCAGCUGUAUGAUGGGGGAAUAUUACAUUAUUGUAAUCACAUCAAUUUAAACUCUCAAGUUUUAUUAGUUGGAUAUGGAAAAAAUAAAAUUCCUUACUGGACAAUUAAGAACUCGUGGGGCUCAAGUUGGGGAGAAGAAGGUUAUAUAAGAGUCAAGCGGGGAAAAAAUCCCUGCGGCUUAUUUAAUAGGCUCGCAGUGACUGCUAUUGUGGAUUGAAAAAAUACAUAUAUUGUAGCUAUAUUAUGUAUAUGUAUACGAUCAUUUCAUGAAAUGGUCAUAUUUUAUAAUGUCACUCGUUGGCCACAUCAUGAUGUAUUUUGGCCAGAUCAAUGAACACAAAACGUUUAACGAUAUGAGCAACUAAAUACAUGAUUACUUCGUGAUAUAGCCAAACAUUGGCAAUCAUAUCGUAAAAUUUGUAACAAUAUCCACCGGUAGUGGCGCUGAUGUCGAUUAUAUUUAAAACUUGAUUAAUAUUAUAAUCAAUGAAUCAAUGUAACUUAAUCGACUAUUAGAUAUUAAUGAUAUGGCCAAACGUUGAUUUCAAUCAAUAAACGUUGAGGUUUCAAUGAUAUGGUCAACUUAAGUUGGCUAUUUCAUGAAUAAAUAUGAUCUUAUCAUGAAAUGGUCGAAAAAAUUUUGAAAUGAUCAAUUCUAAGUACUGUCCACGAAAUAUAAUAUAUUGUUAUACCGACAUGAUAUAAUGAAAUAAAAACUAUGCAAUGUACUUAUUUA
Molecule: messenger RNA, 1630 nt
Organism: Pectinophora gossypiella (pink bollworm)
Lineage: Eukaryota; Metazoa; Arthropoda; Insecta; Lepidoptera; Gelechiidae
Product: procathepsin L-like
Exons: 6
Coding region: 104-1111 (335 amino acids)
Cellular component (GO): lysosome
Molecular function (GO): cysteine-type endopeptidase activity
Source: RefSeq, a predicted model, not a curated record